UUUGUUUUGUUUCUUUUAAACAGGAGAUUUCUACACGAAAAGUGGUGCUUAAGUUGUUAAAGUUUGUGGGGGGUCUUUUCUUUUUCUUUUUUACGCCAAAACUAGAAUCAGCAGAUGAGGAAAAUUAGUUGCUAUUAAAUUAGUGACCGCAACUGCUGUGUGGCUAGCACAGUUAAGUUAAAAACAUUCGGGUAAAGAGCACAUUUUAAUAAUGUACACUGUUUUUAACGUGUUACUACUUUUUCCACACACAGUAAGAAUGUAAUAUAUGACACAUGAGUGAAAACUGAACUGUAGCAGUCCCUGCCGCUACUUUAAAACCCAUCUGCACCGAGGUGUAAAGUAAUGCUUUUGGAUGUACACUUCCAUACGUGGAGGAGACCACAUUUGGUUUGAUGUCGAUUCCCCGCGGACAGCUGGACAUCGGUCACCUGUUUGAAUCUGGGCGCCAAAUUGGCCCCAGUCAGACUCCGUGUAUGGAUCAGGUUUUGUAGGGGACAGAUGAACAGCGUGUCCUCACAACAAACUCUGUCUCUCUCGCUCUGUGUGUGUGUGUGUGUGUGUGUGUUGGACUGGGUGGGUGCUGGCAGAGGGCCUCCUAUUGUCGCUGCGGUCCUGGCUGUAACAAGAGGAGAGAGCGCACAAACACUACAAUAUAACUGAUCCGAUUUUCCUCUCCCCAAACCCUCACCCCUCCACCUGAGCGCCAGUCUCCAUCAUGGACAACCUAGAGGAGGACCUGACGUGCUCCGUGUGCUACUCUCUGUUCUCCGACCCACGAGUCCUGCCCUGUUCACACACCUUCUGCAAGACCUGCCUGGACAACCUCCUCCAGGUGUCGACUAACUACUCCAUCUGGCGUCCGCUCCGCCUGCCGCUAAAAUGCCCCAACUGUCGCAGUGUGGUGGAGCUGCCCCCUGCGGGUGUAGAUGCUCUGCCCACCAACGUGUCUCUGCGGGCUAUCGUCGAGAAAUAUCAGAUGGACAGUGAGCCGCGACCACCGUCCUGUCCGGAGCACCACAGGCAGCCUCUGAACAUGUACUGUAUCCAGGACCGGCAGCUAAUCUGCGGGCUGUGCCUGACGGUGGGGCAGCACCACGGCCAUCCCGUAGACGACCUGCAGGCAGCUUUUAUCCGAGAAAAACGGACGCCGUCACAGCUCCUGAAAAGGCUCUCUGAGGAGAGAUGGGCACAGGUGUGUGAGCUGGGGGAACAGCUGGAGCAGGAGAAGGCCUUCUGUGAGGGUGUGGUGAGGCAGGACCGACAGGAAGUCAACCAGUUUUUUCAAACACUGGAGGUGGUGCUGGCCAGGAAGAGGCAAGCCUGCCUGGACGCUCUAGAUAAAGCUGGAGCUGAGGUGUCGCGGGCGUAUGACCCUCUCAUCCACCAAGUAAAGGAGCUACAGGAAGAACAGCUGGAUCUGGUGUCCAUGGGUUCGUCUGUAGAGGAUGAAGACUCGCCCCUGGUCUUCUUGGAGAAGGUGCAUUUGUUCAGAGAGCGGGUGGAGGAGUUCAUUAAAACCCCUCUGCCCUCUGUGAUGAGCCUGUCCGUCACUCCACGGGCAGCAGAGUACCUCCAGCAGCACUGGCCUGUCGUGACCAUCGGGAGCUUGGAGGAGGCACCUGUUCCUAAGGUGCGCUGCUGUGCCAGAUGUGGCGGUGCUGGGAGUGAAGCUGGAGGGGAUCGCUCCAGCAGAGGGGUUCAGGACGUGUGGGGUGAGCUACAACCUACUACAUCGGUGGUGCUGCUGGGGCUGCUGCUGCUGUUGGCGGUGCUGUGGGUGAACCCGGUCGGAGGGGCGUCACUCGGCUUCUCCCUCAUGUCUCGGCUUAGCCACUUGGUCCACAGCCUGAGCAGCGAACUCAUCACAUGCGUGUGGGACACGGUGGGGACGGCAUGUACCGCGGCGGGGGUGGCUGUAGAUAGAUGGAGCUCACAGCUCUCUGCGGUGGGUGUUAGGGUGUUUGAGCACCUGGCUGCCUUAUUUAAAACUCUGUCCCGAUAAGAACGGCCAAGCAGGUUCAGAAAACCUUUAACAUGUGUUUAGAUUUUUUUUUUUUUAAAGUCUCACUUCCCUGUUCGUGUAGAGACGGAAAGAAUCCACCCUAAAACAGUUUGUAAACAGCUGCUACUCGCGAUUUUACGUUCCUGUUUUGUUUAACAAAACGAAAGCCACAAUGGUGAACGAGAUUUUGCUGACGUCUGCACAGCGAGGGUUUGGGACAGUGACCUUUUUCAUGAACAGGAAAACUUGAGGUCAUUCUAAAUAACAAAAAGUCAACCAAUAGAUGCAAAGACUGAACAAAAAACAUUAAUAAAAGAUUCAUUAGAAAUGUCUUAACCACAAGUAUACCUUUAGUCACACUCAAAAGGUUGUAUGUAUGUAUGUUUUCUCUAAUGUGAUUGUUUGUUCUGCACAAACAUUUCAAAAGCUUCCUGUAACCUUCUGUAGGUGCACUUUGUGUAGCUUUAUAUCCUUUUUCCUCUAUUGUGUUAUUGAUUUUGCUCUUCUUUGGACGCAUGUUACUCUAAAUAAUGUUCAGAACAUCUUACAAGCAUUUAUCAAACACUAAUCCAUCUUGAACCGUUCGGUCAUCCUCUGUCCAGUCUUGCUAUGGGACAUUUUAGUAGCUUUCCUGCCGUUUCUAUACUUGGGACACGAGCGCAGCAGGCUACACGUAGAAGCCCUCACACGGAGCGAUUUACGGUGACUGGAGCAGUAUGUGAAAUUUAGAGCCUGGUGAGUGGAAGCAGACACACGUUGGACCCGAGUUAAAGCCACCACAGAUCAUGUUGCAGUGAUGCCGAGUGCCUCCUUGACUGUGCCUUUAGCCGUCAUGCCUUCAGCUCGCCUCGCUUAAUAGCUUUACAGUAAUUCCACCAGGACCAAUACAUCGUUCCCAGGGCAGAGCUGACUUUAAAAAACAAAAAGAGCCCCUAAAAUGCUGCCCUGAUUUACAGUCAACUUUUAAAAGUUGUUACUUUAUUUUGCUCAGUUCAGCUCUUUACUGAGUAUCCAGCAGAUAUCUGUGCAGUGAUGCAGACUCUGCACAGGUAUGAUACAAACCAGGAUUUUAUAUGCUGCUGAAAUCAGACUGAACUAAUGUAGUCACACCUGUUGUAGUGUUUGUAAUUUUAUAAACUUCAGUUCAUGUAUUGAAAAUAAAUUUAAAUACUUGUGUC
This is a messenger RNA of Pelmatolapia mariae (spotted tilapia), 3183 nucleotides long. It is a transcript of the gene trim59, whose product is annotated as tripartite motif containing 59. Gene Ontology annotation, molecular function: zinc ion binding. Gene Ontology annotation, biological process: cilium assembly. The coding region runs from base 719 to 2005 and encodes 428 amino acids. Gene Ontology annotation, cellular component: cilium; intraciliary transport particle B; centrosome. The record is from RefSeq and is a predicted model, not a curated record. The transcript has 5 exons. Lineage: Eukaryota; Metazoa; Chordata; Actinopteri; Cichliformes; Cichlidae.